Molecule: messenger RNA, 5251 nt
Organism: Neopsephotus bourkii (Bourke's parrot)
Lineage: Eukaryota; Metazoa; Chordata; Aves; Psittaciformes; Psittacidae
Gene: DLGAP3
Product: DLG associated protein 3
Exons: 12
Coding region: 742-3627 (961 amino acids)
Biological process (GO): signaling
Cellular component (GO): postsynaptic specialization; glutamatergic synapse
Molecular function (GO): molecular adaptor activity
Source: RefSeq, a predicted model, not a curated record
CUUGCUUCAGCCUCUCCAUCACCAGCUCCGAGGCAGAGCCGUGCCAGGACCUGCAGGACACAGAGCCCAUGCAGGAGCCCCCAGGCUGGUGCAGUGCUGGUGUGUGGGUCUCCAUGGGUCUGCCCAGCCACGCAGGCAGGAUCAGGCUCCACACUGAGGUCUUGUAGCGAGCGGUGCUGCUGCGGCUGGGGCUGGGGCUCCAGAUCCAGGUUUUGCAGGCAUUCCCGUCUCCCUGACAAGCUGAUCCAAAACCCCGGAUCCCACCCAGCCAGAAAUUUGGAUCUGGAGCCAAAGGUGACUCUUGGCCCUUAUUGCUGUCACGGGCGAAGGUAAAAUGUGGAUCUGAGCAGUGCCACGAGGAGCCUGGAGCCAGCUCAGGAGCUGAACGCGGGGCUUGGGCUCCUUCUGCCCAUCACAACGGGUUCCUGAAAUAGCCUGUUGAAGAGCAGAGCCGGCAGGGGCCGAAUGAGAGGGCUCCAGGGGGGUGGGAGCCCCACCACGAUCCUGGCUGCUGCUUCAAGACGCUGGCAGCCAGCAAUAAUAGUAAUGCACGGUUCCAUUGCCGGCAGAGAGCAGCGCUGGAGAGCUAAGAAUAGCUGAGCCUGCUGCCCCCAGGAGAUCCAGUGUGGAGGAGCCAUCGGUGGCUGGGGCCAUGAGGACAGCAUCCCCCUGAGCGCAGGGCGAUGAGCCCGCAGGGACGGCCCUGCAGGAUGCCGAAGCUAUGGGGCGGGUGCUGACACCAUGAAGGGCUACCAUGGGGAGCGUAGCCAGGUACAGCCCUCCUCCGGCCACCGCUGCCGCUGCAUCCCUGAGGACUGCCAGCAUCCCGCCGACUACAUCCAGCACGGCCCCGAGGGCCGCCCGCCGUACCCCGUCAGCCCCAGCGAGCCGUGUUCCUUGGAGCAUCCCUACUGCCCGGCGCGGAGCCCCGGCGCGGCCAGCGAGUGCCCGGGCGGGCCCUUGAGCGAGCUGCCCUCGGCCAGCGCCAGCAGCACCUUCCCGAGGAUGCACCACGCGCAGCAGCCCUACGACUCCUGCGACGAAUGCAUGGCGACAGCAGCCCACCCCGCCAGCAAGAUCAACCGCCUGCCCCCCACGCUGCUGGACCAGUUCGAGAAGCAGCUCCCGCUGCACCACGACGGCUUCCACACCCUGCAGUACCCGCGGGCCGGCGGCGCCGAGCCCCGCAGCGAGAGCCCCAGCCGCAUCCGCCACCUCGUCCACUCCGUCCAGAAGCUCUUCGCCAAGUCCCACUCCCUGGAGGCGCCGGCCAAGCGGGAAUACAACGGUGCCAAGAUGGACGGCCGCGGGGACGGCUACCACCACCACCACCAUCACCACCACCAUCACCACCACCAGUCCCGCCACGGCAAGCGCAGCAAGAGCAAGGACCGCAAGGUGGACUCCCGGCACCGGUCCAAGAUGAUGGGCUGGUGGAGCUCCGACGACAACCUGGACAGCGACAGCAGCUACAUGGUGUCCGGGCGGCACGCUGCCGACCAGGGCACCCAGUACUGCGUGGACGCUCCCGAAAGUGCCUUCAGAGACUUGACCUUGAAGAGUCUAAAAGGCGGCGGGGAAGGAAAAUGCCUGGCUUGUGCCGGCAUGUCCAUGUCUCUGGACGGCCAGACAGUCAAGAGGAGCGCCUGGCACACCAUGACCGUCAGCCAGGCACGGGAAGCCUACCCCAGCGCCGGCAGCACCGAGAAGACCUUGAUGCUUCAGGAAUCAAAGGCCAAAGACCGAGCGUACCAGUACCUGCAGGUGCCCCAGGAUGAGUGGAGCGGGUACCCGGCGGUGGGCAAGGACGGGGAGAUUCCCUGCCGGCGGAUGCGCAGCGGCAGCUACAUCAAGGCCAUGGGCGACGAGGACAGCGCCGACUCCGACAUCAGCGCCAAAGUAUUGCCCAGGGCGGCCACGCGGCGAGACAGCUACCGCCGCUCCUCCAGCGCCGACCAGGCCAGGACCAAGUUUGCAAGUAGGCACUAUUCUGAUUCAUAUAUCUGUAACUGUCCCAGCUGCUGCACGCCACCGCGAAUGCUCCCGCGGGGACAGAGCUACGGGCGCUCCUUCACCACCGGCCAGAUCAACGACGAGCUCAACCACCAGUUCGAGGCCGUCUGCGAGUCGGUGUUUGGCGAGGUGGAGUCUCAGGCCGUGGAGGCGCUGGAUCUGCCCGGCUGCUUCCGCAUGCGGAGCCACAGCUACCUGCGGGCCAUCCAGGCCGGCUGCUCCCAGGACGACGAGUGCCUCUCGCUCUUCUCCAUGUCAGCCCCCGCCGGGCCAUCCAUCACCAGCAGCAUCCUGAAGCCCAGCACUUCCUUCAGUUACAGAAAAGCUCCACCUCCCAUCCCUCCAGGAACCAAAGCCAAGCCCCUCAUCUCCGUCACGGCGCAGAGCAGCACCGAGUCUGCCCACGAGAGCUACCUGCCCGGCGAGGCCACGCGCGGCUCCGCAUGGCCCAAGGACUCCGCGGCCCGCUGCAACUCGGCCGAGAGCCUGGACACCUCCAAGGUGACGUCCGUGGCCCUCGACCUGCCCCCGGUCCAGCCCCGUGCUGCUCCCAAGCCCUCCACACUCAUCAUCAAGGCCAUUCCCGGCCGGGAGGAGCUGCGGAGCUUGGCUCGGCAGAGGAAGUGGCGUCCCUCCAUCGGUGUCCAGGUUGAGGCCAUCUCCGACUCGGAUACAGAGAGCCGGAGCCAGAGGGAAUUCCACUCCAUUGGGGUGCAGGUGGAGGAGGACAAAAGGCGAGCGCGCUUCAAGCGCUCCAACAGUGUUACAGCAGGCGUGCAGGCGGACCUGGAGCUCGAGGGCUUCACCGGCCUGGCCGUGGCCACCGAGGACAAAGCGCUGCAGUUCGGGCGCCCCUUCCAGCGGCAUUCCUCGGAGCCCGAGACCGGCCGGCAGUACGCGGUGUACAAGACGGUGCACACGCAGGGGCAGUGGGCGUACCGGGAGGACUAUCAGCUGCAGUAUGACACGGUGGAGGUGCCCCGGCGGGAUGCCUGGAUGGAAAGGGGCUCCCGCAGCCUUCCCGACUCCGGACGUGCCUCCCCCUGCCACCGCGAUGGGGAAUGGUUCAUCAAGCUGCUGCAGGCAGAGGUGGAGAAGAUGGAGGGCUGGUGCCAGCAGAUGGAGAGGGAGGCUGAGGACUAUGACCUGCCAGAGGAGAUCCUGGAGAAGAUCCGGAGCGCCGUGGGCAGCGCCCAGCUCCUCAUGUCCCAGAAGGUGCAGCAGUUUUACCGCCUCUGCCAGCAGAACAUGGAUCCCAACGCAUUCCCCGUGCCCACCUUCCAAGACCUGGCCGGCUUCUGGGACCUCCUGCAGCUCUCCAUUGAGGAUGUCAGCAUGAAGUUUGCAGAGCUCCUACAGCUCAAGGCCAACGGGUGGAAGAUUGUGGAGCCCAAGGAGGAGAAGAAGGUGCCUCCCCCGAUACCAAAGAAGCCGCCGCGCUCCAAGGUGCACCCGGUGAAGGAGCGCUCCCUGGACUCGGUGGACCGGCAGCGGCAGGAGGCCCGCAAGCGCCUCCUGGCAGCCAAGCGCGCUGCCUCCUUCCGCCAGAGCUCGGCCACCGAGAGCGCGGACAGCAUCGAGAUCUACAUCCCCGAGGCGCAGACCCGGCUCUGACCGCAGCCUCCGCUUUUCUACCCGGACUGGACGGCGCGGCCGUAGCUCACUGUGACGGGGGCCGCGGGGACACCCUGGGGCAGCUCCUGGCCCCGCUCACAGCUUCUCUCUUUUCUAUCUUAGACCUUUCGUGGAUCCGACGGCGGGGGAACACAAGCCCGGUUCUGCCCCGUCCCAUUGCCCCCCCUGCCCGCAUGCCCCUGCCAGCCUCUCCCGGGGUCCGGGGCUCUCCCUCCCUCUGCCCUCCCUGGGGCCAUGUCCCAGCUCUCAGUCCCCUUCCCACCCCUCCUGCACCCCCUCCCCAGCCUGUGCCCCCACUGAAAGAGAGGUGACCCCCAGCCUCUGGCCCCCUGGGCUGGAGGGGAGGGGGCUGCAGGCAGGCCCCCCCCAGCCUCUCUGUAUUCAGUGCAAUCCGCCCCAACCCAGUGGGGACGGGACCCCCAGCCCCACCAGCACCAGGCUUUGGGAUGUGGCAGGGACACAGGGAUCCUUUGCGCUGCCCCUGCCUGCCUCCGGCUCAGGUGCCACGGGGGACCCAGGGCUGCUUCCCUAUAUACAUCUAUAACUAUAGCCUGAGGAAUAAACCAGAAACUCCCCGUGCCCAGAGCUGUGUUCUGCCUGGCGGGAUGGACCAGAGCAGCAGGAGCCCCCGGGCACGGCCCCGCUUCCCUCGCACGGAGCAUCGCGAUGCGCUUCUCCCCUUCCUGCUCAACCCUCCUUCCCCAUCCAUCUGUCCUCCAUCCGCCCGUCCUCCCCUCCUGCCAGCCUGGAGUCUGGGAGCACCUCUGCAGCGCGGCACUAGCCAGGGAUGGGGGAUACGGUCCCCCUGUGCCUUGCCACCAAUGGGAGCCACUUCCCAGUGUGUGAGCAAGGUGGUGGUGAUGGGGAGACCUGCUUGUGGUGCCAGGGACCACCGUGGCUCUGCCGGUGGGUUGGAUGGGAGCAUGGACAUGACCAGCAGCUGCCACUUGAGUGUGGGGCUGCUGGAGGUCUCCCUGAUGGGUCACCGCUUCUCCCAUGGGAUGGGACACCCCAAGAUGGGGCUGCCAUGUGCUUGGUGCCCCCUGGUCCCUCUCUAAGCAUCCUGUCCCCCCCAGUGUCCCUUUCGGUGGCAGAAGAGGGGAGAACCCCAUCCCUGUCCCUCACCCUGCCACGCAGCAUCACCAGCCACUCCCAGGCAGGGCCGGCAGGUGCCAGGAGCUCCUGAAAUCCAUGGCCAAACGUCUCCCAGGGCCCUGGGGCAGGGCAGCAGGAUCGGAGGAAGCUGGGGGGGGGGGAGCAUCUUGUGCCCCCCAUAUACCAAGAGGGGGCCAGGGCCAAGCAUGGGGGUCCCUUGCUCCAGGGGGUUCUGUCGGUGCUGAACACUUCUGGGACGGCAGCGCCCGCUCAGCCACCCAAAGCCCUUUCCCUCCCUGCUCCCCCCGCACCCUGGAUUUAGGGAUGCCCCCGGGAAGGGCUCGCCUGCCCCGGCCAGCGCCGUGCAGUGACCGUGACACGUGGCUCCCUUUUUAUUGUACCGAACCGAACCGAACCGAACCGCCGCAGUUAAUAAAGAUGACUUUGGUUACUCCGGGCCAGCGGCCGCCUCCCCGUGGGGACACGGCCGGCACCAGGCUCGCCUUUC